Messenger RNA from Nicotiana attenuata, 1239 nucleotides. RefSeq lists its product as uncharacterized. The coding region runs from base 1 to 1239 and encodes 412 amino acids. The transcript has a single exon. NCBI's taxonomy places the organism in Eukaryota, Viridiplantae, Streptophyta, Magnoliopsida, Solanales, Solanaceae. The record is from RefSeq and is a predicted model, not a curated record.
AUGACAACUGUAAGGGCUUUAAUAGCAACAACAGUCAAGAAGGGUUGGCAGGUUCUACAAUUAGAUGUUAAUAGUGCAUUCCUUCAUGGAGACCUCCAUGAAGGCCUAGUUGUGGAGGCACCAGGUUUAGUGUGCAAAUUAAAUAAGUCCCUAUAUGGACUCAAACAAGCAAGUAGACAGUGUGAGAAACUAACUGAAGCAUUAUGCUCUAGGGGAUACACUCACUCAAUGCUUGAUUAUUCUUUGUUCUAUAAGAAAACUGAAGGCUUAGUAGUAUUUGUAGCUGUGUAUGUAGAUGAUGUUCUUGUCACUGGCACCCAUCUACAAGAUAUUGAGUCUUUGAAAACCAUUCUACAUAAUACCUUUAAGAUAAAAGACCUAAGGAAGCUUCAUUACUUUCUAGGUUUAGAAGUUCAAUACACAGAAAAAGGAGUUUUGAUGUCACAAAGGAAAUCCACUAUGGAUCUUUUGAAAGAGUUUGGGUGUACAGACUGUCCUCCUAUGACUUCCCCUCUAGAUUCCUCUAUGAAGUUAAAGGCUGAUGAGGGAGCUCUGGCAGAUCCUUCCUAUUAUAGGAAGUUGAUUGGAAAGCUCAACUUCCUCACUAACACUAGGCUAGAUAUUGCCUACGGUGUACAACAUCUUAGUCAAUUCAUGCAAAGUCCAAGAGAACCUCAUUUGAAGGCAGCAUACCAUGUCUUAAGGUACUUGAAAGGUGAUCCAUCCUUGGGUAUUUUGCUUAGCAAUGAUGCAGAUUAUAGAGUGAAGGCUUUUUGUGACUCAGAUUGGGCCACUUGUCCCCAGUCCAGAAAAUCAGUUAGUGGGUACAUAGUGUUACUUGGUGGCAGCCCUAUUAGUUGGAAAUCUAAGAAGCAGUCCACUAUUUUCCUAUCCUCUGCAGAAGCUGAAUACAGAUCAGCUAGGAUGGUUGUUGGUGAAAUUGUAUGGCUGGCUAGACUUCUUACUGAACUCACUGUUCCCCUAGCCUUGCCUAUUCCCAUAUUAUGUGACAGUAAAGUUGCCUUACAUAUAGCAAGGAAUCCUAUGUUCCAUGAACGUACGAAGCAUAUUGAAGUGGAUUGCCAUUUUGUGCGAGACCAGCUGCAGGAAGGGUUGAUUUCCCUUCACCAUGUCUCUACUAAUGAUCAAUUAGCUGACAUUUUCACCAAGUCUCUAACAGGAAUCAAGCAUUCUACACUUCUUGGCAAGUUGGAAGUGAGCUCCUCACCUCCAACUUGA